Messenger RNA from Apis laboriosa (Himalayan honeybee), 469 nucleotides. Its product is annotated as ATPase inhibitor mai-2, mitochondrial-like. Gene Ontology annotation, molecular function: ATPase inhibitor activity. The record is from RefSeq and is a predicted model, not a curated record. Gene Ontology annotation, cellular component: mediator complex; mitochondrion. The transcript has 3 exons. Gene Ontology annotation, biological process: negative regulation of ATP-dependent activity; regulation of DNA-templated transcription. Bases 58 to 369 code for a protein of 103 amino acids. Lineage: Eukaryota; Metazoa; Arthropoda; Insecta; Hymenoptera; Apidae.
UAUAGUAGUGUAUGGUUUCUAACGGAAGUAUUAUAUUUUAUAAUUCUUCUAUCUAGAAUGCAACGAGUUAUUACUACAAUUUCUCGAAAUAUGGCUUUGUUGAGCCAAGUAAGAAUGAUUGGAGAACGUGGAUCUGGAGCAGGUAAAGGAGGUGGUGGUGGUGGCUCUAUCCGUGAAGCUGGAGGAUCUUUUGGAAAAAUGGAAGCUGCUCAUGAAGAUCAGUAUUUCUAUAAUCUGCAAAAGCAACAGCUACAAAAACUUAAAGAAGACCUUCACGAUGAAAUCUCUUUUCAUGAAGAACAAAUUAAACGUCAUCAAGAAGCCAUAAACCGUCAUAAAAAAAGAAUCACAGAUAUGGAUAAGAAAUAAAAUUAUCCAUGUAUUUAUUCUUUAAGCGAAUUGUUAUUCUUUGUAAUGUAAUGCUCUUGUAACUAUUAUAUUACUAUUAAUAAUAAUUAGUAGACGUUUA